Molecule: messenger RNA, 2904 nt
Organism: Alternaria atra
Lineage: Eukaryota; Fungi; Ascomycota; Dothideomycetes; Pleosporales; Pleosporaceae
Exons: 7
Coding region: 1-2904 (967 amino acids)
Biological process (GO): SCF-dependent proteasomal ubiquitin-dependent protein catabolic process
Cellular component (GO): SCF ubiquitin ligase complex
Source: RefSeq, a predicted model, not a curated record
AUGGGAGGCCGCCGCAAUGUACACGCCUACAACCAGGACGAGAUCGAUAGGUUCAGAGGCAUCCCGCUUCCUACCAAGAUUAAAUGCGGCCGGUGCCACAAGAACCUCCCACAAGCCAAGUACUCAGUCAAGCAGCUGACCGAUGCACGUUGGCAAAUCAAAAACUCAACCAAGAUCUACAAGGCCAUCAACUGUCAAGGAUGCACUGGGCAGCAGAAGGUCGAGAUCGAGUGCACCAUGUGCGGCAAGACGAAGGGUCUAGAAGAAUUCGCCAAAUCGCAGCGCUCCAAGCCCGAUACUGCCAAAUGUUUCAAGUGCGUUGAGGCUCAGCUUGCAGACGAGCCGUUCAACGAGGAUCGCUAUGAGGAUCUGGAAAAGGCAUUCAUUACGCCCGACCACUCCAACGGCCAAUAUCCUAAGUACUUCUCCUCAGCCACAACCGAUACAUCUUCUACCUAUAGCGAUGAUGACUGGGGGUCUAUCAACAACGGCCACCGACGCCCCAAACAUAAAGAUAUGGAAGACGGAGGCAUUGCAUUGUCGGCUGACUUCCAGAAAGCUAUGUCCAUGACCGGCUCAGCGGAUGAGAGCCUGAUCGACACCGAAUACUCCUACGCUGCUGCUCUUGGAAAGGGCAACAGUGACGGUUGGAGCGAACAACGCACCAAGUCAUGGCACACGAAGUCCAACGCAGCUUCUAGUGCAAACUCAGGCUUCAACCCUAACGCUUACCAUCGCUCCACUACUUCAGUCGCCGGAACAUCUCACUCCUUCGCCUCCAGUGUGGCCGAGCGAUCUGAUACUUCUGAGAUCCGUCCCAAUGGAUGGGCUAAGAUCCGUGCUGCUCCUCGCGGUCCUCCUAUGAUGCCUAUGGGUGACAUUGCCCGGCAGACUGACUCCGACGUCGGUGCCUGGGACUCUGACAACGAUGAAGAGGAUAAGGAGGAUGAUGAUGAUGAUGAUGAUGAUGAUGAUGAUGAGUUAAGCAAUAUGAGCGGACGACGACCUAGAGGUGCCGGCAUUCGGGGGCCACACUCUGCGCUGACCGAUUUUUUGGCCGCGAACAACAUUUCCGCGGCAGAGAUUCGCGAUUCGUACCAACAGCGGGUCCGACAAGCCGAGCAAGACACAGCACAAUCAGGAGACAAUGGCGAAGGACCAUCGAAUGCUGGUGAAGAUGGCGAAGAUGUGGAAGAAGACCUCCAAGCGGAGUCUUCCGCAAUGGCAGCCGAGCGCACACGCAAACGUAAACGUAACCAAGACGAGGCCAUAGCGAAGAUCAAGAAAGGCAAGGCGGCGAAGAAGGCGUCAAAGAAGAAGAAGAAGGGCCCAGACGAUGAUUCAGACUUUGAAGACGUCAUGGACAUGUACAAGAAGGCCAAGCCACUUCCAGGCCAAUUGGAGAACUGCGAGAUUUGCAACAAACGGUUCACCGUCACACCAUAUAGCAAAGCUGGUCCAGAAGGCGGGCUGCUUUGUACACCAUGCGGGAAAGAGAUGGCAAAGGAUGCAAAGGCAGAGAAGAAGGCGGCUAAGCCCGUCGUGCGCAAGGGGCGAAGGAAGAUUGAGAGCAACCGUCUUGAUGGUAUGACUGUGCGCGGACCCAAGACGCUACAGCAGCUGUGCAUCGAAAAGCUCGCCAAACACUCCGAGGACAUUGACGAACUGGGCGAGAUGCCAGAGGGCAUCAUGAACCGAAUCAGCGAGAUCUUCUCGAAGAAGCGAGCCAUGAACUCCAACACGAUGAAGCUGUUCCUCCAGCCUGAUAUGCAAUCGGUCGCAAUCCAUGAGGCGGCCUAUCUUGAGACGGAAGACUACGAUCAGAUUUUCGCCGUGUGCCCAUACGUCAAGCGGCUGUCUCUUCGCAACUGCUGUCAGUUCAAGGACAGCAACAUUGACUACAUGAACGAGAAGGCCAAGGCACUUGAAGAGAUCCAGUUGUUAGGAGCCAACCUCGUAUCCAACGACAAGUGGGCCGAACUAUUUAUUGCCCGAGGCCAAGACCUAAAGACGCUGAAAGUCGAGUGGCUAGACGCCGCAUUCGACGAUCAGGUGGUAGAAGCACUUACAACUUUCUGCCCAAAUCUUGAGCGGUUGAAGAUUGAGCGUUGCAAGAAGAUUGGCCCCGACAGCAUCGAUGCCAUUGCUCACCUGAAGCACUUGAAGCACCUCACACUCCGCUUUUACGAUCCCAUCACCCGCGAGAAGCUUGUUCACCUCGUCAACUCCGUCGGCGCCAACCUAUGCACUUUAUGCCUAGAGCAUUUCCUCGACAACACCACAGACCCCACCGACGACGUCCUAGAAGCCAUCCACAACAACUGCCACCAUCUCAGCAAGUUCCGCUUCACAGAAAACAACGAAUGCACCGACGCCGGCUACGUUAAUCUCUUCUCCAACUGGGACAACCCACCACUCCACUAUAUCGACAUAAACUCAACCCGCGACAUGGACAACACCAACCCCAACGGUCCAGAAGAUGAGCCUAUCGGCCUCGCCUCCGACGGUUUCCGCGCCCUAAUGGCACAUUCCGGCUCGCGCCUCGAAUUCCUAGACAUCUCCUCUUGCCGCCACAUUUCCCACGCUACCUUUACAGAAGUCUUUGACGGUUCAAAACAAUAUCCUCAUCUCCGCGAGAUCAACCUAUCUUUCUGCCCCAUUGUCGACACGCAGAUUGUAGCAGGUAUUUUCCGGUCGUGUCCUGCGGUCAAGAAGGUAGUUACCUUUGGUUGCUUCCAGGUUGCUGAUGUGGUUGUGCCAAGGGGGAUUGUGUUGAUUGGGGCGCCGAGGGCUCAGGAUCAGAUUGAGCAGUUUGGAGAGGUAGUGUUGGAUUAUCAGAGGGAGAUUGAGGAAAGUGCGGGGCAGAUGAGGGCUAUGGGCAGGAUUAUUCCUGUUGUGGGCUAG